AUGCCGGCAAGUUCGCCGGGCCCGGAUGGGCGCACGAAGCUGGCAAAAGUGAAGGGUAAAAGCAGUCCAGGAAAGCUCUCUGCGUCUACGUCUGGCGCUCUGCAGCCAGACAUCGACUGGAGGGUUUUUGGCCUGGACUUGGAGACGGGCUCAGCUGGUGCGGCCAGAUCUCCCGUCCCUCCACCGCCCAGGCUUGGAAGCGGACCAGGUGGUGCAGUGUCAUCGCAGAAACGAAGCACAGUUGGUGUCAGGUUGGAUAGCUUGGACAACUUUCACCCAGCAGCGGCCUUCGAUUCUGUCGACCUGUCACACCUGAAGUCCGUAACGAAGCGAUCACCAGGUUAUCAGGAACAUUUGCCGCCACUGUUGACCCUGCUGGACGAGCGUGGUAUCGACUAUAGUCGGCCAAAUGCGGAGAGAGAUAUUCCACUGCCUCUGGAGGCUUUCGAGGAUUCCACAAUGUGGACGCGAACUCCAGAGGAGUGGCAACAAGUCUUGCAGGAUCCAUCUGGACACACAGAUCCAUUAGCAUGUACAGCCUUGCGUACGAUGGAAGAUGGAAGUGGACGAUGGCAGAGCGGCAGCGUUUUGAGCUGGGAUGCCGCGAGCCGACGUUACAAUGUCAGAUGGGUGAAUGGGCAAGAGGACAAGGUCCUCAGUCUUCACGUAUUUUUUGAGGGAGACGAUCCUGUGGUUUUCGCAGACCGUUUGAAGAAAGCUUUGGAGCAGAGGAGGUAUGCGAACAGCCUCCUCAAGUAUCAUUUCUUUGUUGAUAGUAUGCCAGAAGAUCGUUCGCGCAAGAUUGGACGCGAGUCCAUGUCGAGAAUUUCACGACUAGCCAAAGGGAUGUUGUGGGAUGCCAAUUCAGAAUUUGCUGACAAGCUUGGUGGCAAGCUGGAAACAUUGCUGCAGGAGGCGCAACGGGAGUAUAUUCGCGUUCAAAACUUGAUUACGUUUGAAAAGGUUCGCAGCCAGGGAAACCUGACAGUGCUGCCCGCGGAUUUGAAGCUGCCGCCACCUCCCGAGGCAGCAGCCGUGCCAUACAUGGCAGUCAAGGUAUUACCUUCAUGGGACACCCAGACCAUGGGCGCUCCAGAUCCACAAGUACCCCGUGGAUUUCGGCAAGCCUUUGAGUGGUUCUGCAAGGCUUCUUUGGCCAUUAGACCCGAGGUCUGUGCAGCCCUCCAGGUCACACGGGGCAUGUGCCUGGACCUCCUCACAGAGAAAGUUUUCGAGACGGCUUUCACCUCACCGCUUCGUCUCCAGGAGUUCUCAGAGCGGCAGGAAGCAUCCAUCAUGCGCCUAAAGGGCCGCCUGGGGAUGUGGGUGAACACCAUCCGCAUGCGAAUAACGCAGUGCCUGCAACAGGCAGCUGUUAAAUGGUAUCACCUGAACGAGACGUCGCUGGAGAACUAUAGGGCAAGCCGUUUGCGGCCGAUGUUGGUUUGCUGUGGGCUGAUGAUGUCAAACGCCUUUCUUCUGCUGGGCGAGGACAACUUGGCGUCGUUUGUCCAGGUUCUGGAGGCCUUGACGCCUUGCAGGGUGGAGAUGGCCGGGGACAGAACGGUUCUGCGAUCCCUCCGGAACAUCGUGAAAGAGGGCAACAAGGAAGAGACGGCUGUGGAUCCUGCCUUGAAAAAGGCGUUGUUCAAGGUAGAGAUCAUGAUCAACCCCGAGAUUGCAGCGAAAGCUGCUGCAGCGGCCGAAGCGGCUGCUGCGGCAGAGGAAAAGAAGAAGAGCGAGAAGAAAGGAAAGGAGAAGGGCAAGGAGGACGAGAAGAAGCCAGAAGAGCCUCCCACCUUGCACUUCGCCUACAAGACCGACCUGACGGAGCUGAAGCAGGCCGUUCUCAGCAUCUUCGACAAGGGCAUGGCAUCCUUCAGGGAUGUUCACAGCAUCGAAAGUGUGCUGUUGCCGCACCUCAUUCGAGAUCACCAUCUGGAUCCGAUCUUCACACCUACCGAUGCUUGGGUGCAAGAUCUCCGCAUGCGGGUGGAGGAGACCGUGGCCAAGCAGGAGCCCUGGCUUAAGGGCAUCCUGGAAGCCCUGGAAAGCUUCAAGGAUGUGGUGCAGAUGGACCCCGAGGCAGCGGCCAAUCGACUGCAGACGGAACCCCAACCGCCUGCAACAGUGAAAAGCAUGAUCGAAGAGAGAAAAGAGCGAAUUCGCCAGAUUCAAGAAUCAAUUCCAGACGACAAGGAGUCUGUGAAUGUUGGCUUCUACCGGAUAGAGUCGGGUUCCAUCCGCAACCAGUUGAUCGACAAACUCGAGCAGUCAGUUCAACUGCUGUUGAAGUACCUGGCGGACACGCUGGAAGUCAACAUUCACGAAGCUACAGCUGCCUUCGAAGGCAUCUUUGCCAAGCUUCAAACGCAGGUGUCCACCAUCGAGGAAUGCUCCGACAUGAAGGACUUCUUGAAGUCCAUUCCCAGUGAGCUUGCCAAGCUUGCUGGGGCGGUGAACGAAGCCAUCUCUUUGACCGACUUAGUCGAAGAGCUGCGCUACGAGCUGCCGGUCGAGACGCUGGAAGCGCGGUGGGAGAUGUUUGGAUCCUCUGGGCUCGUGAAGUCAAGGGCAGCGAAGUGCCUGGAGUACCUGAACACCAAACAUGACGAGUUCCUCCAGGGCCAGGAGACUGAACAGAAGGAGUUCGAGACUCGAUUGGUCCGCCUGGAGGAGGUCAUCGAGGGCUUUUCGCAGUACAAAGACCUUGCUCAAGUCCGGGAAGUGGCGGAGAAGGUCCGCAGCACGUCCGAGGAGAUCAAGCAAUGCCAGGAUCUGGUCCGCAUGUUCAACUCUCGCGAGGUUCUCUUUGACAGGGACCAGACGGACUACUCGAAUUUGAACACCAUGAUCAAGACCUUCGAGCCGUACAACAACUUGUGGAAAACGGCCGGCGACUGGGUCAACAACAAGGAGGCAUGGCUUCGGGGCCCGUUUGACGAGAUCGAUCCACGCUACUGUGAGAACGAGGUGACGAACGGCAUCCGGUUGCUGUUCAAGACGAUUCGCACGUUGAAGGAAAACGAAGAAACGAAGUCCAUCUGCGGCAUUGCCGAGCAGAUCAAAACAGAGCUUGAAGAGUUCAAACCGAAUCUACCGCUGGUGACCGGUCUCCGCAACGAGGGUAUGCGGCAGAGACACUGGGAACAGAUCUCAGACAAGUCGAACGUCCAAGUGGGACCCGGCAUGGACGGCGGCUUUACCUUGCAAAGGAUGCUCGACCUGGGCCUCCUGAACUUCGCCAACGAGGUCGCUGAAGUCGGAGAUCGUGCUGGUAAGGAGUAUGGCUUGGAAAAGACGCUGAACAAAAUGAAGGCAGACUGGGAGCCCUUGCAGUUUGACUUGUCAGAGAAGUACAGGAAGACAGGGACAUAUGUGCUGAAAGGGGACGGAGAGGCAAUGGUUCUUCUUGACGAGCACAUCGUGACCACACAGGCGAUGAUGUUCUCCACCUUCAAAGGCCCUUUCGAAGAGGACAUCGAUGAGUGGAACACACGUCUCAUGCGUGUGUCAGAGACGCUUGAAGAGUGGUUGAAGUGCCAAAAGGCCUGGAUGUAUCUCCAACCCAUCUUCGACUCAGAUGACAUCAUGCGCCAGCUUCCGACAGAGGGCAAGAGGUUCAAGCACGUUGAUGCGACUUGGCGCCAGGAGAUGAUCAACACCCGGGAGAACCCGAAGAUCAUUGACAUCUGUGCCACGGAAGGUUUGCUGGAGAAGUGGCGUGAAUGCAACAUUACUCUGGACAUGGUGCAGAAGGGCUUGGAGGAUUAUUUGGAAACGAAGCGGAAUGGCUUCGCACGUUUCUAUUUCCUGUCCAAUGACGAGCUCUUGGAGAUCUUGUCGCAAACGAAGGAUCCCACGAGAGUGCAGCCCUUUUUGUCGAAAGUUUUCGAGGCCAUGUCCAAGGUUACCUUCACUCCAGACAAUGAGAUCUCCCUCAUGGUGUCACCAGAGGGAGAGACGGUUGACAUGGUCGCACCCGUGGUCACGCACCAGAAGGCCGUGGAAGUUUGGAUGGGGGACUUGCAGGAUGGCAUGUGCGGAGCUAUCCGCAAUGCUCUCCAGGUGGGUAUUGGCUCCUAUCCGACCAUGGAUCGCACCGACUGGGUCCUUUCCAAUCCGGCACAGAUCGUGUUGAAUGGCUCACAGGUCUUCUGGACCUCAGAAGUGGAAGAAGCCUUCGACGGUGGCACGCUCCCUGACUACGCGAAGAAGCUCUCGCAGCAGAUCCUGGAUCUCAUCAUGCUUCUGCGGAAAGGGGUGACGAAGCUCCAGACAAAGACAAUGAAUGCUUUGAUUGUCAUUGAUGUCCAUGCAAAGGAUGUCAUCUGGGGGUUUGUCGAGCAGGGUGUCAAGGACAAGUUCUCCUUCGAAUGGAUCUCCCAGCUUCGAUACUACUGGGAAGUCGAUGACAGACAGCAGGAAAAUAUGUGGGUCAAGUGUGUCCAGACAUCGUUUCCGUACGGAUAUGAGUACCUGGGCAACUCCAUGAGACUGGUCAUCACUCCUUUGACGGAUAUGUGCUACAUCACUCUGAUGGGCGCUCAGUCUUUGAGCUUGGGCGGUGCUCCAGCGGGCCCGGCCGGAACUGGAAAGACGGAGACCACGAAGGAUCUGGCCAAGGCACUGGCGAAGCAGUGCGUCGUCUUCAAUUGCUCUCCAGAGAUGGACUACAUCAUGGUGGGAAAGUUCUUCAAAGGUUUGGCUUUUUCUGGAGCCUGGUGCUGCUUCGAUGAGUUCAACCGCAUCAACAUCGAGGUGUUGUCCGUCAUCGCCCAGCAGCUGAUGGUCCUGUUCGGCAAGAAAGCAGAGCUGGGCAGCUACAACGACACGGUUGAGCUUGAGUUUGAGGGGACCCUCAUUGUCAUGAAGCCAACGUUCAACGUGUUCAUCACCAUGAACCCAGGCUAUGCUGGACGUGCAGAGCUUCCCGACAAUCUGGCAGCCCUUUUCCGGCCUGUCGCCAUGAUGGUGCCAGAUUAUGCCCUCAUCGGUGAAAUCAUGUUCUACGCCUACGGAUUUACGGAGGCAAAGAUCCUGGCAAAGAAGAUGGUGACGACCUUCACCCUGUCUUCCGAGCAGUUGUCUUCACAGUUUCACUACGACUACGGCAUGCGAGCUGUGAAGAGCACGAUCGAGAUGUGCGGUAAGCUGAAGCGCGAGGUGGGCGACCAGCUCCCGGAAGAUCAGAUCACCUUGCGAGCGCUGCGAGACGUCAACGUUCCCAAGUUCUUGAAGGACGACCUGCCGUUGUUCGAGAACAUUAUUUCAGAUCUCUUCCCGACCACGGAACGACCGGUGGUUGAGUAUGGCAACCUAACGCCUGUGAUGGAAGCUUGUGGAAAGGAGCAGAAUAUUCAGCUCACGGACAACUUCACGGUCAAGGUGGUGCAACUCAUCGAUACGAUCGGCGUUCGACACGGCCUCAUGCUUGUGGGUCCGACUGGAGGCGGCAAGACGUGCAACUACCGCCUGCUCCAAGCUACCUCCAUUGCCAUGUGCGAGGCCGGCGACUCGAAGUACCAGAAGGUGCAGACGCACAUCCUGAACCCCAAAGCAAUCACCCAGGCACAGCUCUAUGGAGCCUUCGACGAGGUCACCCGAGAGUGGUCGGAUGGAGUGGCCAGUGAGUGCGUGCGCACAGCUGUGGCCAGCGGGAAGUCAGGUUCACCAGAUAAUCACUGGGUGAUCUUCGACGGGCCUGUGGAUGCUCUGUGGAUUGAGUCCAUGAACACCGUCUUGGACGACAACAAGAAGCUGUGCCUCACAUCCGGAGAGAUCAUUUCACUGACCCCUCAGAUGAGGAUGGUGUUUGAGGUGGAGGAUCUGUCUGUUGCUUCUCCUGCCACCGUCAGCCGGUGCGGUAUGGUCUACAUGGAACCCUCCGCCCUGGGCAACGAACCCUUGAUCCAGUCCUGGGUAGAGAGGUUGCCAAGCACCUUCAAGCAGGAGAUGGCAGACAAGCUAAAGGAGCUGAUGCUGGCCUACACUCUGCCGAUGAUCAGAACUGUCCGGAAGCUGACGAAGGAGCCAUCCAUGACGGUCGACAACAAUCUUUGCCAGUCGCACUUCAGGCUGAUGGACUGCUACUUCUACCAGUACAUUCCAACUGAGGCCAAGACACCGAGCCCCGAAGAAAUCAACAAGUUGCAGUCCCACCUCGUGCCGCUCUAUUUCUUCACGCUCAUUUGGUCUAUUGGUGCGACGUGCGACAACAAAGGGCGACAAAUCGUCAACGACAGGCUCUGGGAGCUCGUGCAAGAAACGGGCAUCCAGGUGGGCAGCCUGGACAGCUCAAAGUUCUGGUAUGAUUACAUUUAUGAGAUGGAGGGCGAGCGUGAGGGCCAGUGGACGCCGUGGCUCACUUUUGCGCCGAAGUACUCGGUGCCACCCCGCUCGGAGUACCAGAACAUUGUCGUGCCAACCGUCGACUCCGUCCGACUCACCCACACGUUCUCGACCCUCGUGCUCAAGGACAAGCACGUCAUAGUGGCGGGCCAGACAGGGACGGGCAAAUCUGUCUACGUGUCGCUUUGGCUUCAGAAGGAUGCGCCCGAGUCCAUCACCCCGAUCUUCAUCAACUUUUCUGCCCAGACCCAUGUGAACCAGCUGCAGGACCUCCUGGACUCCAAAUUUGAGAAGAGACGUCGUGGAGUUUACGGUCCACCUGCGGGAAAGAAGAAUGUCAUCUUCAUCGAUGACUUGAACAUGCCAAAGAAGGAGUACUAUGGAGCUCAGCCUCCCAUAGAGCUCAUUCGGCAGUGGAUGGACUACAACGGCUGGUACAACCGCAAGGAGCUGAAAAUGCAGGAGAUCAUUGAUAUCGUCCACGUGUCUGCCAUGGGCCCCCCCGGUGGUGGCCGAACCGAAAUCUCUGGGCGCUUGAAGAGGCACUACAACGCGGUGGUUGCUGCCGACAUGUCACGGGAUUCCAUCUUUGGCAUCUUCUCCACCAUCUUGGACUACUUCCUGCAGCAGGGUUUCGAAAAAUCCAUCGUGGACCUGAAGGACAACAUAGUGAACUGCUCCAUCGACAUCUUCGAAGCAGCCGGCAACGACCUUUUGCCGACGCCCUCCAAAAGUCACUACACCUUCAAUCUGCGUGAUAUUUGGAAAGUAUUCCAAGGCAUUUGCUCCCUGAAAUCGAAGAAGGUUUCGGACCCCCUAGUGGUGACCCGCUGCUUUUGCCACGAGAACGUCCGAGUGUACGGGGAUCGACUCACGACGGUGGAAGAUCGCGCCUGGCUCCAAGGAAAGCUUGAAGGCCACCUCAGCAAUUCCUUCGGUGUGAGCCCCGCCCAAGUCUUCGAUAAAGAGCGGUUGGUGUUUGCAGACUUCAUGAGCCAGAGUGGUGACCGCUUCUACGGAGAGGUGGAAAGUAUGACAACCAUGAAGGCCACGAUGGAAGGCUUCCUGGACGACUACAACAACAUGUUCUCUGUCCCGAUGCCGCUCGUGAUGUUCGCAGAUGCUUGCGAGCACGUGGCUCGAGUCUGCCGGGUCUUGCGGCAGCCUAACGGCAAUGCCCUGCUCCUUGGUGUCGGAGGAUCUGGACGACAGUCCCUCUCCCGGCUUGCCAGUUUCAUGUCGGAGUAUGACAUCUUCCAGAUCGAUGUUGUCAAGGGCUACGGCAUGACAGAGUUCAAGGAUGACUUGAAGACCUGCUUGAUGAAAUGUGGCAAUGAACAGAAGCCGACCACUUUCCUUUUCGCAGACACGCAGAUUGUGAAUGAACAGAUGGUCGAGGCCAUCAACAAUGUUCUAAACAGUGGCGAUGUUCCCAAUCUGUACAAGAACGAGGACAUGGACUCCAUCAUGCAAGCAUGCCGGGCUGCAUGCCAGCAGGCUGGCAUUCCGCCCACAAAAGCCAACGUCUUCAGCACUUAUCUGGGUCGAGUGAAGGCAAACGUGCACGUCGUGCUGGCCUUCUCUCCAGUUGGCGACGCUUUCCGCACGCGACUGCGCAUGUUCCCGUCCUUGGUGAACUGCUGCACCAUUGACUGGUUUGCUGAGUGGCCAGCAGAGGCGUUGUACAGUGUUGGCAAGCAGCAGAUGACGCUGGAGGACCUGCAGCUGCCGAACUUGGAAGGUAUCUUGAAGGCUUUUUCCGUGGUGCAUCAGUCGGUGGAGCAAGCUGCCAAGAAGACCAUGGAAACCGUGAGGCGGGCCAUCUACAUCACUCCAACAUCCUACCUGGAGUUGAUUUCUUCCUUCAAGAAGGUGCUGGCUCUGAGACGGGACGCCGUCGGCACUCUGAAGAACCGGUUGCAAAAGGGCUUGGAUGCCCUUGGAGCUGCGGCCUACGCUGUAGCCAACAUGCAAUCCGAGCUCGAAGCUAAGCAGCCGGUGCUGGAGGAGACCAAGGUGAAGGUGGCUGAGAUGAUGGUCGUCAUUACUGAAGACAAAGCCAAGGCAGCGGUCACGAAGGAAGAAUGCCAGAAGGUCGAGACGGAAGCUCAAGAGCAAGCGGGAAAAGCCACUGCCAUCAAAGAGGAUGCCGAGAAGGAUUUGAAUGAAGCUCUGCCUGCUCUCAACGUGGCUGAAAAAGCCUUGAAGGCCCUCAAGCUCUCGAGCUUGCAGGAAAUCAAAGCUUUGGGCAAGCCUCCAGAUGGCGUCCGACUGACCUUGGAGGCUGUCUGCGUGAUGUUUCAGGUCAAGCCCAUCAAGAAGAACGACCCGAACCAGCCCGGAAAGAAGAUUGACGAUUACUGGGAGGCUUCGCAGAAAGGGCCUCUGAGCGACCCGAAGAAGUUGCUGGAUGACCUCUUCGAGUUCGACAAGGACAACAUCGCCGAGCCUGUAAUUAAGAAGAUCGGAGAAUACGUGGAUCGGGAGGAUUUCGAUCCUGCUGCCAUCAAGAAGUCCUCGGUGGCUUGUGAAGCCCUCUGCAUGUGGACGAGGGCCAUGCACAAGUACCACUUCGUGGCAAAGGCCGUGGAGCCCAAGCGGAGGAUGUUGGCGGAUGCAGAAGCCAGCCUGGAGAUCACCAUGACGAAGCUUCGCAAUGCCCAAGCGGAGUUGAAGGCCGUAGAAGACAAGCUGGCGCAGCUUGAGGCCGACUACAACGCCGCCGUUGCAAAGCAGGACCAGCUUGCACAUGAAAUGGAGAUGUGCGUCAUCAAGUUGGCAAAUGCAAACAAGCUGAUCGAUGGUCUAGGUGGAGAGAAAGAUCGCUGGUCCGCGACCGUCGACUCGCUGACAGUCGAGUACGAGCUCUUGCCAGGGGACUCCCUGAUUGCUGCAGGCAUGGUGGGCUAUGCCGGCCCCUUCGCUGGAGAGUUCCGGCAACACUUCGAGAAGCUGUGGUUGAACACCGAGGACGAAGUGGGCAUCACGCACAAGAAGGGGGCGAGUUUGGUGAAUGUCCUUGGUCAGCCGGUUGUCAUCCAGCAGUGGGCUGUUUGCAGCCUUCCGAAUGACAAUUUGUCGGUUGAGAACGGAAUCAUCAUUGCGACUGCGAGGCGAUGGCCACUGAUGAUCGAUCCGCAGAGACAGGCCAACAAGUACAUCAAGCUCUAUGGAAAGAUGGUCAGCGAGCAGGGGAUGGGAACAUGCAAGCUCUCGGACCCGAACCUAUUGCAGACGGUGGAGCUGGGAAUCCAGUUUGGAAAAUGGAUCCUGUUGGAGAACAUCGGUGAACAAUUGGAUCCUGCUCUCGAGCCUGUCCUGCAACAACAAAAGAUUCGGGAUGGCACCUCCUUUGUCAUCAAACUGGGUGACAAGAACGUUGCCUAUGAUGACAAGUUCCGUUUCUUCAUGACCACUACGCUUGCGAAUCCACACUAUUCGCCGGAGACGUCGGUGAAGGUCACCCUGCUGAACUUUGCCAUCACGCCCGAGGGUUUGCAGGACCAGAUGUUGGGAAUCGUAGUCGCAAAGGAGCAGCCCGAGAUGGAAGAGAAGAAGCAGGAGCUCGUAAAGAAUGGAGCUGCCAUGAACAAGCAGCUGAAGGACAUCGAGGAUGAGAUUUUGCGGCUGCUUUCUGCGGAUGGCGACAUCUUGGAGAGCAAGGAGCUGAUCGACACGCUUGAAUACUCCAAAAAGACCUCUGCGGUCAUCAACAAGGCCAUGGAGGAGGCCAAGGUGACGGAGGUGGAGAUCGACGAAGUGCGAAGGUCCUACAAAGACUAUGCAUUCCGGUCACAGCUGCUCUUUUUCGCAGUCAGCGAGAUGAGCAUCAUUGACCCAAUGUACCAAUUCAGCUUGCAGUGGUUUCAACAGUUGGCUGGACUUGGCAUAGACAAUGCUCCUGCUGGUGAGACACCGACGCAGCGACUGGCAAACCUGAUCAGCUACUUCACCUACUCCAUUUACCAGAGUGUUUGCCGUGGCCUUUUCGAGAAGCACAAGCUUCUCUUCUCUUUCAGCCUGACAAUGAAGAUCAUGAACGGUGAGGGACGCCUGGAUGCCAACGAGGCUCGAUUUCUCAUGGCCGGUCCGACUGGCGAGGUCAAGGGUGGCCCUCCCAACCCGGCUGAGAGCUGGCUGACUUCCAAGUCCUGGAACGAGGUCUUGUCCCUUGCGCAGCUGCCGGCCUUUUCGGGAUUUGAUGCCUUCUUCGCGUCAAAUGUCAAAGGGUUUCAGCGAAUCUAUGAUGCGCCGGAGGCGGACCAGGAGCCGAUUCCAGGUGAGUGGAACGGGCGGAUGAGUCCUUUCCAAAAGCUCUGCUUCCUCCGAACCCUCAGGCCUGACAGAGUGCAGACCUCCGUGCUUGACUUCGUGGCUCACGACAUGGGUUCGAAAUUUGUGGAACCUCCGGUUUUCGACAUCGCCAUUUCCUACGAGGAUUCCACGAAGAUGUCGCCGUUGAUUUUCGUGCUCUCUGCAGGGAGCGAUCCAGUUGCUGACAUGCUGGCAUUUGCCGAAGCAAGUGGGAUGAGCGCCAAGCUCGAAAGCAUAUCGCUGGGGCAAGGGCAAGGUCCAAAGGCCGCCCGAAUGAUCGACAAGGCGAGGGAAGCAGGUGGAUGGGUUCUCCUUUGCAACUGUCACUUGUCAAUCUCCUGGCUACCCGAGCUGGAGCGCAUCUGCGAGCAGAUGAACCCUGAAGAAACAGAUAACAACUACCGGCUGUGGCUGACCUCCAUGCCCACGAAGCAGUUUCCCGCCCUACUGCUCCAAAAUGGUGUCAAGAUGACGAACGAGCCGCCCAAAGGCUUGCGAGCAAACGUCCUGGGAUCGAUGAUGAAGUGCGAUGACCGAAUGCUUUCAGAUUGCGAGAAACCCGAAGCGUACGCUCGCCUUGUGUUCGGCUUCUGCUUCUUCCACGCCGUGUGCCAGGACAGGCGCAAGUUUGGGCCCAUCGGAUGGAAUAUCCCGUACAACUUCACGCCCGAAGAUCUGACGACCAACCGAAGGCAGCUGAAGUACUUCCUUGACAACUUCAACGAGAUCCCGUACACUGUGCUCCAGUUCCUUGGAUCCAGGAUCAACUACGGAGGGCGUGUCACGGACAAGAAGGACAAGGUGUUGAUUGACUGCCUCAUCAAAAUCUUUAUCUGCGAGGAUGUUGUCGUGAAAGGCGAGAAGUACAAGUUCUCGCAGGGCGGCUUGUUCUACUGCCCCAACGCCUCUUCGCAGGACGAGUUCCUUGCCUACUUGCGCGGCCUGCCAUACAUGACACCGCCCGAGGUCUUCGGAUUGCAUGAAAACUGCGAGAUUACCUGUGCAGAGGCAGAGUCAAUGGCCAUGCUGGCAGAUGUGAUGGCUCUGAAUGCUGCGGGAGGCUCUGGCAGUUCCGGUGGCGGCAAAUCUGCGGAUGAGGUUAUGGACGAGAUGGCUGCUGAGUUGGAGAAGCAAACGCCGACUCCAUGGGAUUUGGACCUUUGGGAGGAUCGCUUCCCGACGAAGUACGAGGAGUCGCGAAACACAGUGGUAAAGCAAGAGGCUGCGAAGUACAACAAGCUACUUGCCCUGCUGAAAGCACAGCUUCCUCUCUUCCGCCGAGCUGUGAAAGGGUUUGUAGUCAUGACUGACGAGCUGGAAGCGAUUGGGAAGGGCUUCUUCAUGAAUGCCGUUCCAGAAGGCUGGGCUGGUAUUGGUUUCCUGUCCCUGAAGCCGUUGACGUCUUGGUACAAGGAUUUGAAUGACCGAAUUGACUUCUUCAAUAAGUGGUAUGAUGGAGGCCAUCCUAUUUCGUUCUGGCUCCCUGGUCUGUUUUUCCCACAGGCAUUUCUCACUGCCGUGAUGCAGAACUUCGCCCGUGCUCACAAGUACCCGAUCGACCGCAUCGACUUUGAUAUCGAGGUUCGGGAUGAUGUCCGCCUCGACGGAAGUGAUUUAACGGAGCAUCCAGAGGCUGGAUCUUACAUGUAUGGACUCUUUUUAGAGGGCUGCCGCUGGGAUGACAGCCUCCAUGCCCUGGCUCCGUCGAUGCCCAAGGUGCUUUUCACCCAGGUCCCGGUCGUUCAUUUUAUCCCCACCUUGGACUUCAAGGGCAAGCCUGGAGUGUAUCCCUGCCCCGUCUACAAGGUGCUAAGCAGAAAGGGUACGUUGUCCACCACUGGCCACAGUACAAAUUUUGUGCGGGACAUGAUCCUGCCCACUGUGGACAAUCCAGAUGUGUGGAUCCGCGCAGGAGUUGCGGCCUUCUUGGCCCUGAAGUAUUAG
Symbiodinium sp. CCMP2456 is the source of this 12609-nucleotide messenger RNA. Lineage: Eukaryota; Dinophyceae; Suessiales; Symbiodiniaceae. The record is from the annotation of a GenBank genome assembly.